UCCCUCGGCUGCUGCUCCGCCUCCCUCCCCGCGGGCUGUCCCCGCAGUGCUCCGGGACCCGGCGAGCCUUCGGGGCGCGCGUCGCUGCUGGUGGCUGGGGCUGUAGCGAUAAUAAAUGAUAGAGGAUACAAUGACUUUGCUGUCUCUGCUGGGUCGCAUCAUGCGCUACUUCUUGCUGAGACCCGAGACGCUCUUCCUGCUCUGCAUCAGCUUGGCACUGUGGAGUUACUUCUUCCACACUGACGAGGUGAAGACCAUCGUCAAGUCCAGCCGGGACGCCGUGAAGAUGGUGAAGGGCAAGGUGGCCGAGAUCAUGCAGAACGAUCGGCUUGGGGGGCUCGACGUCCUGGAGGCCGAGUUUUCCAAGACCUGGGAGUUUAAGAGCCACAACGUGGCUGUGUAUUCCAUCCAGGGCCGGAGAGACCACAUGGAGGACCGAUUUGAAGUUCUUACGGACCUAGCCAACAAGACGCACCCGUCCAUCUUCGGGAUCUUUGACGGACACGGUGGCGAGACUGCCGCUGAAUAUGUAAAAUCGAGACUCCCAGAGGCCCUUAAACAACAUCUUCAGGACUACGAGAAGGACAAAGAAAAUAGUGUUCUGUCUUACCAGACCAUCCUUGAACAGCAGAUUCUGUCAAUUGACCGAGAAAUGCUAGAAAAAUUGACUGUAUCCUAUGAUGAAGCAGGUACAACGUGUCUGAUCGCUCUCCUAUCAGAUAAGGACCUCACGGUGGCCAAUGUGGGUGACUCCAGAGGGGUCCUGUGUGACAAGGACGGAAAUGCCAUUCCUCUGUCUCAUGACCACAAGCCUUACCAACUGAAGGAGAGAAAGAGGAUAAAGAGAGCUGGUGGUUUUAUCAGUUUCAAUGGCUCCUGGAGGGUCCAGGGAAUCCUGGCCAUGUCCCGGUCUCUGGGGGAUUAUCCGCUGAAAAAUCUCAAUGUGGUCAUCCCAGACCCAGAUAUCCUGACCUUUGACCUGGACAAGCUCCAGCCCGAGUUCAUGAUCUUGGCAUCAGAUGGCCUCUGGGAUGCUUUCAGCAACGAAGAAGCCGUUCGAUUCAUCAAGGAGCGCUUGGAUGAACCUCACUUUGGGGCUAAGAGCAUAGUUUUACAGUCAUUUUACAGAGGCUGCCCUGACAAUAUAACGGUCAUGGUGGUGAAGUUCAGGAAUAGCAGCAAAACAGAAGAGCAGUGAACCCUUCCGGGUCUCGGCUGCCUUCGACUAAAGGACUCCAAACACACUGGUCUCUUUUAAUGUAGUGAAAGGCGUGGGAGUUUCAGUUAGGAUCAGCCACCUAGACGGGGAUUCCCCUCCCUGAUGGUCAUAGGUCCAUAUCCAGUAAUGAACACAGGGUGCUCUUGGCACAUAGCUGAGAGGCUGGAAAAUGGUUUCUUCAUGUGUUCCCAGUUCUUUCCUCCGAUGUUCCACAUGUAUAAAUAUAUAGCUGUAGAUUCACACGUAUGACGCGAACGGCGUAUGUGCCAUAUAGUCUCCCCUUUGGGGUUCUUUUCAAGACCUCUUCCAGGAUUCUCCAGCCACCAGACUCUGUCCUCUCUUUGGAGCAGUGCAUGGGGCAGACCUCCAGAGCUGCGGGAGACAGGCUGCUGCGGCCGCUGUGCAUCUGGGCAGACGGGUCGAUGCCCGCUGCUGAGACGCAGAGCCAUCCCAAGGAGGCUUUGUCCUCCUGAGCCCAGCUUUUCUGCUCAGCGGCUGCCCAGACACAGAUUUGAAAUGGUUUAUAAUUCCGUGGCUGCUUUUGGAGACAGAGGGAAGUGGGGAGGGUGAGAGCCGCCUGUACAGCAGACAUAACCUUUUCCCCUGGCUUCCUUUCUUACUGAAAUAGACCCUGGGUACAACCUGACCCGUCUUUGUGUGUUUAUCCUAAUCGUGCAUGACCUUAGCCUUUUGCUUCUACUUUACAUUAUGUAAUAGGCAGCUGUGAAACUUCACCACCAGACACCAUGAUUUUUUGUCUUACCAAGAAACCUAUUAGGGGAAAUGAAUAAAGCAAAUCACAACGCCAUAAUUUCUUCAGUCUUUAAGGGUAGAUAGAGGGAAAUAGAGGCCAAAUAAGUCACAGUGCCCCCCUGGGAAAUCUGCUGUUUGCAUCAGGAGAGAAAGCUCCGACGGUCACCACCCUGAACUAAGCUCCAGCGGCCAUUUUGGGGUGGGUUUUGCAGCACCCCUCCCCACCCCCCGCCACCCUAGUAACUUCCAAGUGUCUUUCAAGCGGUGUUCUGAUAAGCACAGCCUGGAACUGCGUGUGUGUUCCUUGAAGCCAAGUACACAGUUAUCAGCAUGGUCGGGCAUUUGGUGACAAAAUGCUGGCAUGUGGUUCUCCUUGAUGGUGGAAAGGCAGCCGCCUGUAACAUUUGGUUGUAGAUCACCAUCCCUACCAGGUAGCUUUCCCCAGGCAAACACAACCUGCUCCACACAGCCCUGCAUUCCGCGGCAACCACGCCGGCAGGGAUUCAAGAUCAGGCUUGUAUUGUUAAGUGGCUCAGAGUUAUUUCGGGGCCAAGCUUGCUGCUCUUCAUGUCCUGUCACCAAAGUCAUCUUUCCAGUGUCAGUAUUUUGUAAAUUAAUUGACAGAGAGUGCCGGGUCAGCCCGUUUGCCUGACUGAGGUGGCUGUAAAAACCAGACAAGAUUUUUGUUGUGUCCCCAUCCCUCUGUGUCUGAAAUGUCAAGCUGUCCGCUUGGUUUUGUCAUUCUCAAGUGGGCACUUGUCGUUAGAGCUUCUCAAAAGUCCAAUUCACAGGCCACCUGCAGCCCACAGUGCCCCUCCCUCCCCUGCCCUUCUUCAACUGUGGAGCUUUCCUGAAGCAGGUUCCAGGGGAGAACUUGGGAGGGUGAAAGAUUCCCUUGUGGCUGCCAAGGGCUGCAGCCUGCCUCGAUUUCUCCAAGCACUCACCAUCCUUUGACUGCAAUGAGAAUUAAUAAUGGUUUCCCAAGCGAUUUGCUCACUUUUAUAAACUAUAACAUUAGAAUUUCCAUGUUAGAAUUAGAACCCUGGUUAUUUUAUUUUUAUUGUUUUUUUAGCUAUAGAAUGUUCUAGUACAAAAUAUCUGUCACCAUUUUAGAUUGAAAUAUUUGCCUAAUGAGAGACAGUGAACUCUUGUAUUUGGGGCAGGGGUCAGGAGAGGAAGGUAGGAGACAGGCUGGUUGUGUUCAGUGAUGGGAUGGGCAAGCCAGGUGGCCUGAGCUUGCUUGGAGAUCUAGGACAUUCUGACUCUGGAGAGUUACCAAAGCCCACCAUCUAAAGGAACAAGCAGUUUCAGCAUUUUACGCUACACAGUCUUUUUUAUUUUAAGUUAUUUUUAACUUAACCCUAAAAUUCAUAUUGACAAGGGAAAGAGAUUUUUAAAUUCCAUGAUCAUUGCUACUGUCUAAAAUGAAAACAGACAUGUUUUGGUGAGGACGAACAAGCAAAGCUACAGGAAAUUAGUGUUUUUUCACCUGCACAGGGUCUUCCUCGUGGUGCCGAGGGCAGCAGUGCUCGCCUUCUCCUCCCCCUGAGGUUACCGGGUGUCUUCUACAGUUUGCUUUGUGGAAUUAUUCAUUUCUGAAUUUAACCACUCAGUGUGUGUAUUUCCUACUCCCUUUCAUUCUGCCUCUUUUCCUCUCACUUUGGCUUUUAGAUUUUCUUAAAAGACAGACAUUUUAGGCAAAAUAGUAGCUGUUUGAUUAGGAGUUAUAUCUAAAAUCAGAGAGCUUUGUUUCCUUCCCCGAUCCUGGAGCUCUCUCUCUGCCCCUUGUCCAGCUGUUAGGGGUCUGCAGACAUCCCCACCCCACCCACCCCUGCCCGGGGUGCCCUGUGGCUCAUUUUCCAGGGACAAGGGAAAAGUUGAAUCUAGCCUUUAGGCAAAUUGAUUUGAGAAGUUUGCAUGUGAAGCUUCCUUAAACAGCACUGCCAAAGCUUUGGAAUUGUCACAUGAGGCUGCCCAGACUCCCCAGCCCGAGUUCGCAUUGCCAAUAGCCCCAUGGUGCCAAAUUUUGGGACGGUUUUACAGUCUUUUAGAAAUGACGUGGGAAUGAAUGACCACACGCUUAUGAGCCCCCAGCAAGACACCAGAUGCAGAGCUCAGGACCCCUCCAUGCGCCACUGCUGCCCCACUGGCAAUUUGUACUCUUAACAUGGCUUGGGACUUGGGGUGGGGGAGACAAGAUAGGAAAAUUUUUUUUGAAUACUCACUGUAUUUGCAAUUUUCUAAUUAAAGGAGUAGACAAUACUUACAUUACAAACUCCAGAGCUAGUUCCCAAGGCCUGCAUUAUGUGACCAACUUGCCCAAGGCACUGAGCUCUGAAGUCUAAGGCAGUCUAAUUCGAAUAUAACAUGACUACUCAUAUGUACACAUUUCCAGUAACCAGUGGCUAUGUUCUAUUUUUUGCCUUAGAUGGAAGGUACUGGCCUCUUGAAUCUUGUCUAUAUAAUAAGAGAAUUACAGAGAGUGUUUUCUAGAGUGAAGGAGCAUAUGCAAUCUGGAUGAUUUAAAACAAGGCUUAUUUUAUACAACUGUAAUGAUUUCAACCCACAUACAUUCUGUGCAAACGGGAUUGCGUGAGGAUGAUGGCAUCAUUUCAAUCCUAUUAGAAGUAAUUCUGGGAAACUGAUUACAUUAUUGAAUUGGAUCAUUGGGAUAGCUGUCAAUAAAUGAAGGAUACACAAGGGAGUGACGCUUUUUCCUUUGCCAAGUAUACCUUGAUUUUCCGGAUUUCUUCCCACUGAAUUAUUGUUAGAUCUAAUACUCUUACAACUAUGUCAAUGAAGAAGGUUUGGAAAGGGCAAUAUUUCACUGUGCAUUUGAAAGCAUGUGAAUACAUGCUUGGGAUGAAGCUUUAUUCUUCCAUGAUUUCAGAAAUGAUUUUUUUUUUCUCCUUUGAUCCAUCAUCAUUAGACUGCUCUUCCCUCAAUAUUCUAAAAUUGCCUUAGUGCGUCACACCAGCAUUCUUGAACUAGCUCUGCAGAAAUGACCUGACUGUUAGAUACCACCCUGGGGCCUAUGUAAUUGCCUCUAGAUUAAAUCAUUGGUAUCUAGACUUUUGAACUACUUAGUUGAACACCGCAGGAGUAAUAGAAUCCAGUGUCCCCCACCCCAAAGUGUGUUCCAUAGAACAUGAGUUCCAAAGUGAUCUUCCAAAUACAGGGUUCCAGGGUCAAAUGAGUUUGGGAAACAUACUAUCUUAAAAAGUUAGUGCAUAUAAGCACAUAGAAGGUUUUAAUUUAAAUGUCCUAUGGGUGGACGAUGGGGAGAGGGGAAGAAACCCACUGCAGAUGUAAUUUCAGCCAACUCAGGUUUUCCAGAUUAAUUUGGCCAGAGAAACUUUUUUGAGUAACACCUAGUAACAUUCCAAGGAGCUUGUGUUCCAUAGGACCCACGUUGGGAAUUUGUUAGGCUGAAUUUGUUAAUGAAAGCGGUGAUAAGAAACUAUGACUUAAUAAGACCCUUCAGCAGCUUCCCAUUGGUAACAGAAGCCCAGCAAUCCUGCCUGAAGCCCUGAACUUCUCUCUUUAAUGUUACUAAUAAACAGGAGCCUUGCCAUAUAGCUAGGGAUUUCUCAAAUUUCAUUCCAAGAGCUUUCAGUUGUGCUUUUGAAGUCAUCUUUGCUUUCCAGAUUGAACCAAAAUAAAUAUUUUUACAUUUUAUCAUUAUGUGAAAGUUUAAAUAUAUAUAUUUAAAACAAUAGAAAAGGGGGAAAAAGUCAUUUGAUUAUAAAUCAUUUUAAAAUUUUAACUAGGUUUUUAAAUUUAUGUAUCCAUUGUAUAAUAAUGUUAAGGUAAACUAUUAACACUUAUUUACUUUCCUCUGUCAUUCUUUCCAGAUUCAAUGAAAUAACUCUGAAAUCAAUCAAAGUUCAUUCGUUCUAAAAUCCCUGUCCCAUGUUUUCCCACCUUUGACAUUUUAUGUAUAGGAUUAAGUUUGGUGAGUUAUCUCUUGCCUAAAAUGUAGGGCUUGACUGUAGCUACAGUCUCGUCACUCGGCCUGGGCAGGGCUGGGAAGCUCUAGGGAAUUCCGAAAUAAUGGAUGAAACAAAUUUAGUCCCAAACACAGUGCACGGUGAAUUUAGGGUAAAGUCAUUAAUCCGAAUUACCUCCAGUGUUUAGGAAUACAUCCAUCCUGUGGACAUUACCCAAAAUAGUAAAAAACCGACAUUAGAACUGCUUAAGCUAGGUGGCAGAUUUCAGAGGGCAAGUGACAGUGGAAUUAGAUAUGUGCUUCGAAACAUGUUUGGUAAUAUGUAAACUUUUUUGCUAAUUCUUAAUGUUGAUGCUUUGUCCAUUAUUUUUUCUUACCACUGUUUAACUGAGGGUGGAUUAUGAUCAUUUUGAUGUGUUUAGUAAUAACCGCACCAUCAUUUGUACAAUCACUUUAAUAAAGCCAAGUUAAGGACUUUGAAGAGA
Messenger RNA from Mustela erminea (ermine), 6406 nucleotides. RefSeq names its product protein phosphatase, Mg2+/Mn2+ dependent 1L (gene PPM1L). Gene Ontology annotation, cellular component: cytosol; nucleus. The transcript has 4 exons. Gene Ontology annotation, biological process: positive regulation of canonical NF-kappaB signal transduction; negative regulation of canonical NF-kappaB signal transduction; positive regulation of canonical Wnt signaling pathway. The record is from RefSeq and is a predicted model, not a curated record. Lineage: Eukaryota; Metazoa; Chordata; Mammalia; Carnivora; Mustelidae. Gene Ontology annotation, molecular function: cation binding; protein serine/threonine phosphatase activity. Bases 116 to 1198 code for a protein of 360 amino acids.